CUAAACUUAAAAAAUAACUUGUAUUUAGCUGCUGAUUGCCGUCUUCCAUUAGAAUGCGCUGUAAAUACAUCAAACAAUGAAAGAAAACAGCACAACAAACACAAAACCUCUUUUCGUUAACUACUGCUAAAUUUUUGGCAGGAGACGUGAAAGUAAAACAUACUAUCUCUAAUUCACUAAAAAAUAUAAAGGACACUUUGUCCAGACAGAAGCAAGUGACACACUCUGCAUCCUCACCUCACCAGGAUACUGAAGCUCCUGGGGAAGCAAAGCAAAAUUUCCUAAGAACAAUAUGGAUGGAGCGGGGAAAACCUAUUGUGGCUGUGAAGGCCCUGAUGCCAUGUAUAUCAAAUUGGUAUCAUCUGAUGACCAUGAAUUUACUGUAAAAAGAGAACAUUCAUUAAUAUCAGGCAUGAUAAAAGUCAUAUUGAGUGGUCCAGGUCAAUUUGCUGAGAAUGAAACCAAUGAGGUCAAUUUUGGAGAGAGAUUUUCAUAUGUGCUAUCAAAAGUAUGCAUUUAUUUUACAUACAAGGUUCAUUACACUAACAGCUCCACUGAGAUUACCAAAUUCCCAACUGCACCUGAAAUUGCACUAGAACUACUGAUGGCUGCAAACUUCCAUGAUUGUUAA
Messenger RNA from Callithrix jacchus (white-tufted-ear marmoset), 631 nucleotides. The record is from RefSeq and is a predicted model, not a curated record. Lineage: Eukaryota; Metazoa; Chordata; Mammalia; Primates; Cebidae.